UCACAGUAACAAGUGCGUUUAAAUGUUGUGAUUUUUUUACUAACGAACGAUUUACGAUAUUUAGCCUAAGAUGAAGUUAUCUAUUAUAUUGCUUAUUGUUGGCCUUUGUGUGGUGAGUGCGAAAUACUUACCAGAAGAAUGGGGUAAUGCAGAUCAAUAUUUAAGUCGCUUUAAGAGAUUCGAUUUAGGAGAUUCUGAUACAUCAUCCGAAGAUGACGAUAAAUUCAACUCAAAAGAUGAUGACAGCGAGAACUCAACCGAUGAAACUGAUGUAAGGGAACAAUCUAAACGUAUUACCAAUCUAGAAAGGAUGCGACAAAAACUAUUGGAAAAGCAAGAAAAAGAGAGACUAAAGCAAGAAGAAGCUCAGCGUAAAAUUGAAGAGAGAAUAGCAAAAGAAUUGCAGAAAGAGGAAGAGAAGCGUCAAAAAGAACAACGUAAAUGGGAAGAGAAACUUGAGAAAGAACGGAAAAAACUAGAAGAGGAACAAAGAAAAAUUCAAGAAAAAAUAGUUGAAAAUGAACGCAAACGACAAGAAACGAUCAAAAAAGAGAUGGAGGAACUGGAAAAAAAUGAACAAGAAAAGCAAGAAAGGGACAGCAGUUCAUCAAAUAAUGAUGAUUCAGACAAUGAUUCAAUAGAAUUAGAAGAUAUUUGGAAAAUCCAUAUCUAUUCCAAAUACGGUAUAACCGAAGAAAACACGAAUGUUGAAAAGAAGACGGCAUUAAGAAAGUACAUGCAAGAAGAACUGGGCCUUAAUGCUAAUAGUACCCAAAGCGAACGCCGUCAAGCGGUACUUCGAUUUAUACAAUCUGAGUUGCAGAAAGUACCAAAUAUUAACAUCCUGAGAAGUCAGUUCAUUGACUACAUUAAUUACGUGGGUGUGCAAAAAAUUAAAACAAAAUUGGAAGGAGACAUAGAAAAAUUAAAGAAUAAAACGGAAACUCUCGACAAUGUUAAUUUCACUUGGGUGCCGAUUGCUAAACAAAAUCUCGCAGAGCAGGUCUCAUUUUUAGAGACCCUCAAACAGUUUUUGUCUAGUUUGUUACCAAACUGGUUUAAUGGAAACACAGAUAAACAACAACAGGGUGUGCCGGUUACUAACGCACACUCUAUAAUAUCCCCAGAGUCUGGUAUUGUAAACCAACAAACGAAUGAUGCUAAUCCAACUAAUACCAUAAAUACCAAUAGCAAUUUGAGGCCAAGUAACGCUGGAGAUAAUGUGAGCCCAAGUAACGCGGGAGAUAAUGUGAGCCCAAGUAACGCGGGAGAUAAUGUCAGCUCAAGUAACGCGGGCGAUAAUGUGAGCCCAAGUAACGCUGGAGGUAAUGCACUAAGUAAGUCUCCAGUUUCUGAAAAUAACGGUGCCUCAGUUUCAACUAGUUCAUCUGUUGUAUCGGAAUCAUCUGUAAUCGACUUAGAAAAACCUAAAUCAUCAUUUGUUGAUGAAGCAAAUCCUAUAAAUCAAUUGGAUACUGUCGAUAAAACCAAUUUUCAGCAACCGUCAGCCGUAGAAACAAAUGAGGCUACAAUUACCCUAAAGGAAGAUACGAUAAAUAAACAGUUACCAUCAGAAAUAGAUACUGAUACUGUAGGAGUUACUAAGAACUCUAUAAAUGAAUUGAAUGGAGACACAACAGUGGUUCCAAAAUCAGAUACAGGCAUAACGAAUGAAUCUGCGCAGACUGGUAUUACUACUAACUCCGAUGUACGAGGCGUAGGUCUUAACGAGAAGCCCUCGAUAGAAACAGAUAGCGUAAAUAAUGUGAAUAACGGUGCAAUUGCUGAAAACACUCCAACUGAAUUACAAGCUAACCCCUCCGUAGCUAUUGCAUCAGUCGAUGAUACUACAAACCAAAACAUAGCUGACAAAGUAAAUAAAAAUGUUGAUUCUUUAAAUAAAAACAUAAAUAGCGCAACGGAAUAUUCAAACAAUGCAGUUGCUGGCGCCGCGGUGGCAGUGACAAUAACAGAUGGUGUGAUUACAUCUUCUUCAGCUUCUGGUUCUGAUCUUAGUGAAGCAUCUUCAUCGAUAUCUAACAAUAAUGAGAACACAGGUACUAGUCCUAGCAUUUCGAAUGAACCAAACUUAGUUAACAUAGAUGCAUCGACAGUGGGUUCUAAAAAUUUAAUUACUGAUACUAUUUCGGAAUCAAGUCCAGCAGUUGAUAAUAGUGCUGCAGCUUCAGAUUUAACUGGUUCUGUUAUUACAGAAGCGUCUCUAACGUCAGUAGGUAGUGAUUAUAUUGCACCAUCAGGCAAUACACUAGACGAAUCAAGCAGUACUUCUGAAGAUUCUAAGAAUGUUAACAAGGACGCCACGCAAAAUAUACCAACUAACAGCAGUACGAAUAUUUCCAAAAAUGAAGCAGGCGAAAAUCCUUUAACAUCAAAUGGAAUCCAGUCUCAAGUGAUUACAGAAGCCAUUGAAGUAAAAACUCCAGCUACUAUUGUCAAUGAAUCUUCCAAUGUAGUUCAGGAACAAUCAAGUCCUGAAAGUAGUAACACCGAACAACAGUUAAUAAAUGAAAUUACGACUGUUGUUACGGAACAAGGUUUGACAGCCGAAACGAGAUUGCAAGAUGUAUCUCAAGCAAGUGGUUUGAAUACUGACUCAGUAACGCAAGAAACGCCAGUUAGUCCCCCAGUUCCUGUUGAGCCCGGUGCAGCAAUUGUAGAUGUAGCACAACAGUAA
Papilio polytes (common Mormon) is the source of this 2695-nucleotide messenger RNA. RefSeq names its product myb-like protein X. The transcript is spliced from 2 exons. Bases 71 to 2695 code for a protein of 874 amino acids. Lineage: Eukaryota; Metazoa; Arthropoda; Insecta; Lepidoptera; Papilionidae. The record is from RefSeq and is a predicted model, not a curated record.